This is a messenger RNA of Psilocybe cubensis, 1236 nucleotides long. RefSeq lists its product as uncharacterized. The record is from RefSeq and is a predicted model, not a curated record. Gene Ontology annotation, biological process: epoxide metabolic process. The coding region runs from base 1 to 1236 and encodes 411 amino acids. Lineage: Eukaryota; Fungi; Basidiomycota; Agaricomycetes; Agaricales; Agrocybaceae. The transcript is spliced from 3 exons. Gene Ontology annotation, molecular function: epoxide hydrolase activity.
AUGUCUCAACCUAGUAUCAGCAUAGCACCUGAGCCGUUUCGUAUUGAUAUAACCCAGGAGAAAUUAGACUGGAUCGUCCAACGCGUGCAGAAUGCUCGCAUCGUGCCCGAUGUCGAGCAUCCCGAAGGCAAAGAAUGGGCUGAUGGAGUUCCAAAUUCUGUCAUGACCGACCUUGUCGAAUACUGGAGAACCACUUAUGACUGGAGGAAGGUGGAAGCCAAGUUAAAUUCCAAGUAUAAUAUGUAUACUCUGGACAUUCCAGAGGGAGACGAAGUCAUCAAAUUACACUUUGUGCACCAUCGCAGCGAAAGGACUGACGCUAUACCAUUGCUUUUUGCCCAUGGUUGGCCUGGAAAUUUCACAGAGGUGGAAAGCUUACUCAGUUUGACCUCACCAACGGACCCAACACAACAAGCAUUCCACAUAAUUGCUCCUACUAUUCCUGGUUUUGUUUUUUCUUCUCCUCCGAAGGCCUCGGGAUUCUCUGUCCCUCGAAUUGGAUCUGUAUACCACCAACUCAUGUUAGCUUUGGGUUAUCCCAAGUACAUUGCUCAAGGCGGAGAUUGGGGAUCUCUCAUCAUCCGGUCUAUGGCCCAAACAUACCCAGAAUCUUGCUUAGGCAUUCUGCUGAACUUCAUCAUAUCGCUACCCCCUUCGCCCCUGAAGAAUCCUUUGACUCUACUAUGGCUUGUUACCCGUUGGUUUACCCCAGACCAAAAGAAAAGACUAGCGCGGAUGCAAUGGUGGAUGAAGGAAGAAUCCGGAUAUUCUAGGAUACAAGGGACAAAACCCCAGACUCUCUCGUACGGAUUGACCGACUCCCCUAUUGGCAUGCUUGCGUGGAUUCGCGAGAAACUAGACUCGUUAGUGGAGCCUGGAUACGAAUGGGACAAGGAAACGAUCAUCACCUGGACGAUGUUUUACCUUUUCUCAGAAAGCUCCUGGCAUGCCAGGAUAUAUAAGGAAGCCAUUCCUGCUUUGCGUAACCAGGUCCUCGAUAAACGCGUACCCGCAAAGGUAGCUUUUGGCGCAACUUGCUUUCCUUAUGAUGUCGGAUACAUUCCCAUCUGGUGGGCAAAGGCAACUCUUGCGGAAAACAUUGUCUUUUGGAAGGAACAUGCCAAGGGUGGUCACUUCCCUUCUGUAGAAUGCGGAGACGUACUGAAGGAGGACAUCUUCGAAUUUGUUGGAAAUCUGUCUAAGGAAACACGAGAGGCGCUUUGUAGCAAGCUUUAA